AUGGCAAUCAAAUCCAGGGAAGAUUACAGGAAGCAGAAGGAACUGGAAGAAGCCCGCAAAGCUGGGCUCGUCCAUCCCGAGGUUGACGAAGACGGGAACGAGAUCAAUCCUCACAUCCCUCACUACAUGGCUUCCGCGCCAUGGUAUCUGAACCCCGAGAAGAAACUACCAGGUCUGAAGCACCAAAGGAAACGGAAGAAUCCGUCCGAUGCUCCUCCGAUUCACAAUACCGAAUCAGCGUGGUAUGAUCGAGGUGCGAAAGUAUUUCAGGCAGAGAAAUACAGGAAAGGCGCGUGCGAGAACUGUGGAGCCAUGUCGCACGACGCCAAAGCCUGCGUAGAGAGACCUAGGAAAUCAGGGGCCAAGUGGACUAACAAGCACAUUGCCUCCGAUGAGACUAUUGAGCAUAAUUACGCCAGCAAGCGUGACCGUUGGAACGGGUAUGAUACAGCGAGGUACGAUCGUGAUGUUGUUGCGCGUGACUUGAGAGUUGAUGAGUCCGAGCAGAUGGACUGCUUUGGUAAAGUUGAGAAGAGGGUGAGGAGUGGUGGUGGUGGUAGUACAGGAACUGUUAGGAACCUGCGAAUUCGGGAAGAUAAAGCCAAGUAUCUAUUGAAUCUCGGUGCCGAAUCUGCACAUUAUGAUCCGAAAACCCGUUCGAUGCGUGGGGAUCCGCUUCCAGAUGCGGAUCCGAAUGACAAGUUCUAUUGGGGGGACAACAGGUACAGAGACAGUGGUGAAGCUGGGGAGUUGAAGCAGCUCGAAAGUCGUUUGUCGAGGGGGGAGGAAGGGCACUUGCUGCAAGCUGCUCCUACCCAAGCAGAGUUGUUGUACAGGAACUUUCAGGUGAAGAGAAAGGAACUGGAGGCUCGAGCCAAGGACGAUUUGCUCGAGAAGUACGGGAAUGCUGCUGCGAAUAGCCGAGAUGGGAUCCCGAGAGAAGUUUUGCUGGGGCAGAGUGAAAGGCAAGACGAGUACGAUCGUGCUGGGAGAGUUGUUCGCGAGGGAUGCGCGGAUGUGCAGCUUCCCAGAAGUAAACAGACCAUUCGAAACAGUUAUUGCACUGGCACCGCCGGUAUCAAGGCUGCUGAAACUUAA
This is a messenger RNA of Linum trigynum, 1098 nucleotides long. Lineage: Eukaryota; Viridiplantae; Streptophyta; Magnoliopsida; Malpighiales; Linaceae. The record is from the annotation of a GenBank genome assembly.